GUAACCAUGGAGAUGCUUCAACAACAAUAUGGUCAAAUUGGGUCGAAAACGCAAAGAAGCUGCUAAAACCAUCAUAAACACGACCAGGAGAUGACGCCAUAGUUUGAACAAAUAAGUUUACGUAUAGGCGGUAAAGAUCCAUACGAGGGGCCUGCCUCGUCGUGACGACCUUCCGGUUCAUAUCCUGAUUUAAGGUAUUCGGGUCUGAACACAUUGGAAAUAAACCUGCGGAACACUGGAUAAUAGCGGACAAGGCUGGAAGGAUUGGUGGCUCUCACUACAUGUGCAGCUGGCCCGCGCCAGACAUGCACACACGCUGCUGCAUUGCUCCUUUUCAUUGAGGCAACCCUAAUGUUGAGGGACUCCAAGUCAUAUUGGCGGACACCUGCUGCAAUGUCAAAGAAAGGCGAAUAUGGACAUCAACGAAAAGACAGGUCACUUGGCCACGCACAGACACUCAGUCUUUGCACAGUGGACAGCAGCAGUGAUACUCAGCCACGGAAACUUAAUGGCUCUUCUGUGGAGACGCCGAGUUACCAGAACUUGCACCGGGAGCUGCUGCUCAGCCACAAGCGGGGUCUUGUGCUUGAGGAGAAGCCGGAACUGAAGCGAGUGCUAGAGCAGCGGCGACUUGAGCUGCACAGGGAGCAGGAGAUGGCUCAGCAGAGGCCCUCGGACCUGGAAACGGAGCUCCGCAAAAGACAGCAGAAGCUACAAGAGUACGAGCAGGAGGAGAUCCGGCAGAGGGAGAACCAGCAGCAGAUACCCGAGUUUGUUCGUGUGAAAGACAACCUGAGACGCACGCAGAUGUUCGAGCACUGACGUCCCCGCCAUGCAACCCCCAUUAUUGCAUGUCAUUCAGUGGGUUUUAAAUUGUCUUGUGUCCAACUUUGAACAGUAACUUAUGCCAGGAAACACACAAAGUUCAAUACAGUGUUGGACAUACAAAUGUUGUUCAGUUGUUUGCGCUGAGUGAGUGUUUUUGAUGUUUUUUUUUUUUGUUUGUUUUUUUUACUGUCAUGAUGUUAUUUAACCCUAAUCCGAAUCAACUCCUAAGAAGCAGUGAAAGGGCCACACCUCUCCAGUGAGGCAGUUUCAGGAUUUUUUGGGGACAUUAUCUGAACAUUAUUUCUGUCAGUCUUCGUAAUUGACAGGUUUCUGUCACAAUCUAUCACAUUUGCUGUUCCCAGAGUGCAGUGGAAAUAAAACGUAUGGCUCACAGAGA
Molecule: messenger RNA, 1225 nt
Organism: Phyllopteryx taeniolatus (common seadragon)
Lineage: Eukaryota; Metazoa; Chordata; Actinopteri; Syngnathiformes; Syngnathidae
Exons: 6
Coding region: 352-822 (156 amino acids)
Source: RefSeq, a predicted model, not a curated record